AUGCCACAGCUUCAGUUCAAUGACCCCAUUGGACCUACGGAUGGUUCGCACACCGCUACCGUCAUCUUCCUCCAUGGCCUCGGCGCCGCCGGCCCGCGCUGGCGCGACGACAUGCAGCGCCGCCUCGUCCAGCCUAACCCCUCCACGCUCUCGCACAUCCGCUUCGUCUUCCCCAAGGCGCCCAAAGACACGCAGGGCGCCGAGGGCGUGACGCACGGCCGGGAGGCGUGGCACGUCUUCAACGACGGCAAGCGGUAUCCGUUCCGCAAGAUCGAGGACGGGGAACACGUGCACCAGGCGUCGAUGGACGCGGCGGUGCUCGCCGUGGACGGGGUGCUGCGCGAGGAGGUGGGGAAGCUGAGGGGCAAGGGCGCGGCGAACCGGGUCGUGAUUGUGGGCUUUUCGCAGGGCGGGGCGGCGGCGCUUAUGGCGGCGCUUACGGCUGGGGAGGUCGCGGUGGGCGGGCGGACGGCGGGCAGGGACGGGUGGAAGGUCGCUGGUGUUGGUGUGAUCGACUCGUAUAUUCCGGUUCCUGCUGAAUUUGAACGGAGAUACUCGGCUCACGCGCACGCUCGCCACACGCCCAUCCUAUGGCGACACAACGAGGGCGACACGACGAUCAACACGCCCGUCGGCGAGCAGUGCACGACAAAGCUCGCGGAGCUGUCGAGGCGAUACGGAGGUCUCGCUCCUAUUGAUUUCAAGAUAUACCCGAGAGAGGAAAAGUCGCAGAGCCAGAACCACGUUCCCGAGAACAAGCAGCUAGAUGCGCUGUUCGAGGAUCUGGCAGUGUGGCUGCCGACCGGGAAUGUAUUCUGA
Coniophora puteana RWD-64-598 SS2 is the source of this 819-nucleotide messenger RNA. RefSeq names its product alpha beta-hydrolase. Gene Ontology annotation, biological process: protein depalmitoylation. Bases 1 to 819 code for a protein of 272 amino acids. The transcript has 4 exons. NCBI's taxonomy places the organism in Eukaryota, Fungi, Basidiomycota, Agaricomycetes, Boletales, Coniophoraceae. The record is from RefSeq and is a predicted model, not a curated record. Gene Ontology annotation, molecular function: carboxylic ester hydrolase activity; palmitoyl-(protein) hydrolase activity. Gene Ontology annotation, cellular component: cytoplasm.